AUGAUGUUAAGCAAAUCAGAAAAUAAACUUAAAGAAGUCGAUAUUUACUAUAAAGCGAAAUCUAAUCUCAAAACCCGAUUUAAAGUUCAGCUACAUAAAUUGAAUUCCAAGAAUGAGGCGACUGAAUUAAUAGGAAGACUUGAUAGUGAACCAUAUUCUCGUGCAACUAAUUGCAUUUCUUCUACUGAGAAUUCGAACAUCAAGACUUUAUUUGAAUACGAAAUUGAUGAUACUUUGGAAAUCAAAGAAGAAUGCGUCCUAGAUCCAGAUACAGCUCCAGAUCAGAAAAGUAACAAAAAAUAUGAGUCAAAAGUGUGUACUGCCGAUAUAAGAGAUGAUAUUAUUAUAGCCGUUCAAAACACACUCCGUACCCUUAAAAAACAGGAGAUUCACGAUACAGAUUCGGAAACGAAGUACAAAUGCAAAAAGUGUGCACAGAAACUGAAUUGCAAGAAUGAGGCGACUGAAUUAAUAGGAAGAGUUGAUAGUGGACCAUAUUCUUGUGCUACUACUUGUAUUUCUUCUUCUGAGAAUAUGAACACCAAGACUUUAUUUGAGUACGAAAUUGAUGAUACUUUGGAAAUCAAAGAAGAAUUGGUUCUAGAUCCAGAUACAGCUAUAGAUCAGAAAAGUGAUGAAAAAUAUGAGUCGAAAUUCUGUACUGUCUAUAUAAGAGAUGCUGAUGCUUUAGUUGUUGAGAAGGAUCUGCGUACCCAUAAAGAACAAGAAAUUCACGAUACAGAUUCGGAAAAGAAGUACAAAUGCGAAAAGUGUGCCCGCAGAUAUAAAUGGAAAAAGCAUUUGAAUCAGCAUCUAAAAUUCGAGUGUGGUGUCGUGCCGCAGUUCGAAUAUCAAAAAAGAAAAAGUGAGUCAAAGAUAUCAACAGAAGGAACAGAUGUUGGUCCAUCUUCUUGUACAAAAACUGUAAAUGAGUAUAAAUGCGAAAAGUGUUCCCGCAGCUAUACAUUAAAAGCAUGUUUAAAAAUUCAUCAAAAAUACGAAUGCGACAUUAGGCAAAUUGAGGCUAAUUCUGAUGCUGCGAAUUCAACUUUCAUAAUUGAUAAUCACAGUGACGAAACAUUGAAAAUCAAGAAAGAAGUGGGCCAUUAUCAGCAGAGCAAGAAAAAGUCGAAGAAAUCCAAAGGAGGGCAUGGUGGACCAUAUUCUUACACAACUUAUCAAGAUUUAUCGCAACAAAUGGAUAAUAUAAAAUAUGAAACAGUAUUACUUACGGUAGAUAAAAUAGAAGAUGAUGUUUUGCCUGCCAGCAGACAGCGGAGACAAAAGAUGCAAGGAAGUCAGGAAUCAAAACAGGAAACGGGAAAAAAAUAUAAAUGCGAAAAGUGUGCUCGAGUCUAUAAACACAAAAAUAGUUUGACAGCUCAUCAAAAAUACGAUUGCAACGUCAUCCCACAAUUAAAAUGCAAUUUCUGCGACAAGCGUUUUACUAAAGAAUAUCACCUAAAUGAUCAGCAGAGCAAAAGAAAGUCGAAGAAAACCAGACGAGGUUAUGGUAUACCAUAUUCUUUUGUAACUACUGAUGCUUCUGAUGAUUAUUCUGAUGCUGUGCCAUUAAUUAAAUAUGAAAGAGACGCAACUUUAGAAAUCAAGGAAGAAAUCAUCCAAGAUCAAGAUAUUUUGCCAGCUAGAAAAGUGCGGAGCCAAAAGACGCAGACAAUUAAGGAAUUAAAACAAGAAAAUGGAAACAGGUACAAAUGCGAAAAGUGUGCCCGAAGCUAUUCAGCGAAAACAAGUUUGAUUCGUCAUCAAAGAUACGAUUGCAACGUCAGACCACAGUUCAAAUGUCAACAAAGCAAGAGUAAAUCGAAGAAAUACACAAGAGGACAUGGUGGGCCAUAUUUUUAUAUAACUACUGACAUAUCUUCUGAUAAUUAUUCUGAUGCUAUGACAAUAAUUGAAUACGACAUUGAUGAAUCUUUGGAAAUUAAGGAAGAAAUUGUUCAAGAUCAGAGGAGCAAUUGUAAGUCGAAGAAAUUCAGCGGAAUAAGGAGGCCUGAUGUUACUCUUGAUAAUAAUUCUGAUACUAAAACUUCAACUUGCAUAAUUGAAUACGAUAAUGAUGAAACUGUGGAAAUCAAGGAAGAAGUCACCCAAGAUCAGAGGAGCGAGUGUAAGUCCAAGAAAUCCAGAGGACUAGGUAGGCCUGAUGUUACUCUUGACAAUAAUUCUGAUACUAAAACUUUAACUUGCAUAAUUGAAUACGAUAAUGAUGAAACUGUGGAGAUCAAGGAAGAAGUCAUCCAAGAUCAAGAGACGAAUAAAGUUAAGGUUCAAAAACCAGAUGAAAAAUAUGAUCCAAAAGUAUGCAUCACAGAUAUAAAAAAAUCUGCUGCUAUGCACGUGAAAAAACUGCGGACGAAACUUGCGCAAAAAAUUAAAAAAUCAAACCCGGAAAAGAGGAGUAAAUUGAAGCAGGAAAUUGAGGAAUCAAAUUCGGAACAGAAGUAUAAAUGUGAAAAGUGUGCCUGCAGAUAUAAGUGGAAAAAGCAUUUGAAUCAACAUCUAAAAUUCGUAUGCGGCGUCCCUCCACAGUUCAGAUAUCAGAGGAGCGAGUGUAAGUCGAAGAAAUCCAGAGGACUAGGUAGGCCUGAUGUUACUCUUGACAAUAAUUCUGAUACUAAAACUUUAACUUGCAUAAUUGAAUACGAUAAUGAUGAAACUGUGGAAAUCAAGGAAGAAUUCAUCCAAGAUCCAGAGACGAAUGACGUUAAGGGCCAAAAACCAGAUGAAAAUUAUGAUCCAAAAGUGUGCACCGCAGAUAUCAGAAAAUCUACUAGUUUGAACGUGAAAAAACUGCGGACGAAACUUGCGCAAAAAAUUAAGAAAUCAAUACCGGAAAAGAGGACUAAAUUGAAGCUGGAAAUUGAAGAUUCAAAUUCGGAACAGAAGUACAAAUGUGAAAAGUGUGCCCGCAGAUAUAAGUGGAAAAAGCAUUUGAAUCAACAUCUAAAAUUCGAAUGCGGCGUCACUCCACAGUUCAGAUAUCCAGAAAGCAAGGGCGUAAGGGUCCAAAACCCUGAUGAAGAACAUGAUUCAAAAGUUAGCAUCGUAGAUUUAAGAUAA
Belonocnema kinseyi is the source of this 3084-nucleotide messenger RNA. Its product is annotated as zinc finger protein 189-like. Gene Ontology annotation, molecular function: sequence-specific DNA binding; DNA-binding transcription factor activity, RNA polymerase II-specific. Gene Ontology annotation, cellular component: nucleus. Lineage: Eukaryota; Metazoa; Arthropoda; Insecta; Hymenoptera; Cynipidae. Gene Ontology annotation, biological process: regulation of transcription by RNA polymerase II. The coding region runs from base 1 to 3084 and encodes 1027 amino acids. The transcript has 17 exons. The record is from RefSeq and is a predicted model, not a curated record.